AUGGCGCAUAGUCAAGAGCCGGGCACCACCGCCCAGUGUUAUGGAUACGAGUUCAUAUGGACGGACCGGCAUCCGUCGGUCAAAGACGCUCACAAGAUGCUCUAUACAUAUGACAAACUCGCCAACGAUGCCCUGGAUCGGAUAGACAUCCUGUCUCCACCAGGCAACAAAGCGGCCGACGGCUGUCCCAUGAGCCAACGCGACAUGUACAGCCUUCUCGAACAGUACUCGAAAUCAGACGAAACGAUUGGAAAGCUGUGGAGGCAAGUCACAGACAUCCCCGACUGGGUAGACUGGGAACAGAUUCGCCGAGGCCAGAAGGUCGUCUAUCAUUAUCCAGGCCAGAUGCUACUCGGUCUCCUGUUUAUAUCACUCGUCGGCGGCAUGGGAGCCUGGCGCAUCGCCGAAACCCUCUCGCGGACCGGCGGCUUCGGCGUAAACGUGUGCCGUCGGCGGCUCCUCGAGACGCUGCAGCACUUUGUGCAAGUCGUCGAGGGCCUUGACUCGGUGCAGCCGCACGGCGCGGGCUUCGUCUCGUCGGUGCGCGUGCGCCUCCUCCACGCCAACGUCCGGCGGCGCAUCAUGCGCCUCGCCCGGGAGCGCGAGGACUACUACGACACGGCGCAGUGGGGCGUCCCGAUCAACGACCUGCACCAGGUCGGCACGAUCCUGGCGUACUCGGCCAUGGUCGUCUUCGUAGGGCUGCCGCGCAUGGGCAUCCACCUGACGGAGCGGCAGAUUGCCGACUACCUCGCGCUGUGGCGGUGGGUGGGCUUCAUCAUGGGCACGCCCGUCGACUGGAUGGCGACGCCGGCCAAGGCCAGGGCCAUGAUGGAGACGGUGCUGAUAUGCGAGAUCAGGCCCUCAGAGAGCUCCAAGAUCCUCGCAAACAACAUCCUCACGGCGCAGGCCGCCACGCCGCCCCUGUACACCUCGCGGGGCUUCCUCGCUGCGCUCGCGUACCGCCUCAACGGCGAGGAGCUCUGCGCGGCCCUGGGCAUCGAGGCGCCGAACGCUUGGUACCGCAGCCAGGCAGCCCUGCAGGGACUCAUGCUCAACUGCUUCAGCGGCAGUUACGCCGUGCUUCCUGCGUCCUGGCAGGCGAGGAGAGACCGGAAAUGGAUCCAGUUUAGCCACAACAUGGUGACGGACCGCAGGCUCGGGGGUAUUGGCGGUUCGAGCAAGUUUGAGUUUCAGUACAUGCCCAAGAUUGGCAGGGUGACGGAGAUGGGCAAGAUGAACAUGAGCGUCUGGCAAGGUGUGAUGUCUUCCAUGGCUGGGUGGUUGAUGCUGCUGAGCUGGAUGGUUUCUCUGUACAUGUAA
Messenger RNA from Cordyceps militaris CM01, 1323 nucleotides. RefSeq lists its product as uncharacterized. The transcript has 3 exons. Gene Ontology annotation, molecular function: oxidoreductase activity. Bases 1 to 1323 code for a protein of 440 amino acids. The record is from RefSeq and is a predicted model, not a curated record. Lineage: Eukaryota; Fungi; Ascomycota; Sordariomycetes; Hypocreales; Cordycipitaceae.